Molecule: messenger RNA, 1393 nt
Organism: Photinus pyralis (common eastern firefly)
Lineage: Eukaryota; Metazoa; Arthropoda; Insecta; Coleoptera; Lampyridae
Exons: 4
Coding region: 204-1145 (313 amino acids)
Source: RefSeq, a predicted model, not a curated record
UACAGUUAGUUUCGAAUCUGGGGCGGGGGAAGCUAGUUUCAUGGUGUCUUAGCCGUGACAUGAAAAUUUAUCCAUUACAAAAACGAAUAUUAAUUGAGAAACAUUUUGAAAAUGGCGCCGACAUUCAAGAGUCACGUUUAGCUUUUGUUGCAAGUACGAUGUUGUCGUGAGUAGAUGGCGCUUUGUAUUUCGGUUGUCAAAAAAUGGAAUUCGAAACUGAGGAAUUUCCGCGAAGUUUAACGGAAGACAUUUUAAAAUACUUGGAACAACAGGACUAUCUCUGCGCCGAAGACGAUGGCCUCGCCGACAACGAUCAAGAAUACUUACACAAUGUUCGUCACAUGAUCGAACAGUUAAUCGAGAAGAUUGCAAGUAGAGCCGAAUACCUUGAGGCGUACAACGCAAAACUUAGAGAGCACAAUCAGUACCCGCUUUUCAACUUAAAGGAGCUCAUCCCCAACUUCGAGAUAGACGACGAUUUAUACAACAAACUGACAUUUCGCGAGACACUAGUCGUUGGUUCGUUCACCUCCUGCCCCACCUCUCAACUACCGACCGUCGUCGGCGGAUUAUGUCUCGACGUGCAAUCGGCGAAAGGUAAAAAUCCUCCUCUACGCCAACAGUCCGGCCUAAGCCAAAGUGUCGUUGAGCUGAUUACGAAUUUGGUAGCUGACAAAAGGAUCGGUAAAAAGUCGUUAUCCGACCACGAACUAGACAAAUUUAUUAUUAAUCUCAAGCCGCGUUACGAAAGAACAAAUUGUAAAUUUCUGGUACAUCUUUCUUCGGAGUUUGACGUCGACGGACACCAGGCCGGCUCCCGUAUAACUGCGUGGGUGGAUAGGAAUUUUCAUACUCUGGAAGAAAAACGACAAGAAUUUAUAAUAAUUGAUGGCGAGGUGAAUGAGAAAAUGCUUUACGUGGGGAUCCAGCCACGGCGUUACUAUGUAAAGCACGCGCACACGACUACGCAGCUGGAGGAUAAAAAGUACUACAAAAUGGAGGACGUAUCCAAGAUGGUAUGCGAAGGGUCUAAUUUUCUUUUAAUGCGAUAUCUGGCGAUAACUCGGUACGUGGGACAAUUUGAACUUACAACGCUGUAUAUAAACGGCGAUAUAUGUCGCAACCUCUAUGUAAGUAUGCACUGAUUACAGCAAGGUAACGGUAAGUGGCACUUUUGCUCAAUACAUAAAACAUAUUACCUCUGCUCUGGUUGGUUCUGUUGUAUGACCCCUUUAGUGCUCAUAGCCACUUUUUUGGGAUAUGAGUAAAAAAUGCACGCUUUUCUGUAGCACUAAAGACUGGCAAGUUGUGGGAUUCGAACUCACCACGUGUGAGGUUAAAGUCCGAAUCUUACACUUCGAAUAAAAAUGCGCUUUCCGAGAGUUAAAAGGAU